Talaromyces atroroseus is the source of this 2685-nucleotide messenger RNA. RefSeq lists its product as hypothetical. NCBI's taxonomy places the organism in Eukaryota, Fungi, Ascomycota, Eurotiomycetes, Eurotiales, Trichocomaceae. The coding region runs from base 1 to 2685 and encodes 894 amino acids. The transcript has 5 exons. Gene Ontology annotation, molecular function: rRNA binding; protein binding. The record is from RefSeq and is a predicted model, not a curated record.
AUGGGUCUCGUCGAUUUACCCAUGGAACUAGUACUGCUACUAGAAACCUUCCUACCAACAGAAGCCGAUAUCAACUCGUUGUCUCAGACCAGCUGUCGAUUUUACAGUAUCCUCAAUCCAUACCUAUAUCGAUACAACAGCCAACACAACAAUAGCUCCGCGCUCCUGUGGGCUGUUCGAUAUGGGAACUUGUCUACGGCAAAACUCAGUAUCCAGGGAGGAGCUAACACGAAUGUCAGGGGUCGAAACGGGCGAACACCGUUAUGUGCAGCUGUACGAAAAGGGCAUGAAGACAUUGUAAAGCUGCUUCUUGAGGAUGACAAUGUGGAUGUCAACUGCAGAGAUCGAUACGGCGGUCAAACACCAUUAACUCUUGCUGCAAUGCACGGGCGUGAAACUGUGGCGAGGCUACUGCUUGAAACGGGAGCUGUGGAUGUUGAUCUUGGAGAUGAUGACAAUGGUAGACCAUUACUCUAUGCUGCAGAUCAUGGGAGUGAAGUGAUUGUAAAGUUGCUUCUUGAGACUGGAAAAGUGGAUGUCAAUGCCAUCGAUAAUUGCAACGGUCAAACAGCGCUGUCCCGUGCUGCAACAAGGGGACACAAAGGCAUUGUGAAGCUGCUUCUGGGGACUGGAAAUGUGGAUGUUGAUUGUCGAGAUCACUUGAACCGAACACCGUUAUCCCUCGCCGCAGAGCACGGCUGGGAAAAAGUAGUGCAGCUCCUUCUUGACACUGGGAAAGUGGAUGUUAAUUCCAAAAGUCUUUUCAGGGAAACGCCAUUAGUGUUGGCUGCUUCAAACGGUCAUGAAGUAGUGGUGAAACAGCUACUUGGAACUGAAGAUGUGGAUAUUGACUUUAUGUCAGUAGACGCAGCUGUUUCAGGGGGACAUGAAGCUAUAGCGAGGCUUCUGAUCGAGGCUAAAGGUGUGGAGAUCGACUCUACAGAUGAUAGUGGUCGAACAAUGUUUUCAUACUCUGCAGGAUCUGGGAGUUCGGCUCUGGUAAAGUUUCUGAUUGAUACUGGAUAUGUGGAGGUUGACUCUAAAGAUAAUCAUGGUCAAACACCGUUGUCAUAUGCAGCCCAACUGGGGCGUGAAGGUAUAGUAAUGCUUCUACUUGAGACCGGAAAGGUGUGUAUUUACACCGAAGAUGAAAGUGGUAGAACGGCAUUGCGCUUCCGUAAAGAGAGAUCUCUUCUCCAAGCCCUCGCACCAGGCGAAGGCAAUGAUGAAAAGAAGAAGUGCCACAAGAGUGGGAGUGCCAAAGAAUACGCCUGCCAAAGACCCGCAGGCCGUUGGACAAAACAGUCCUCCGCGCUGUGCAAUGCAGGGACCAUUCUGUGGGCUACGACGCCUUUGAGCAAGGCGAAAAUCCGACAAUCAUGGAGCAAAUACAACUUAUACAAUCUUCAUCGAUUCCGAAACCCCCCUACCGCUAAUAGAACGUUCUUCCAGCAGAAAUGGACCGCCAAGUCAAUCGCUAGAUCAUAUCACGGCGAGCAAAUACGUGAGAGUCAAUGGACUCGCAUGUUUUCCCGUCGCCUGCGCAGUGUUGUUCCCAUGCUCCCGAGCCAGCUUGCUAGGGACGAUGGAUCAUUGAUAUCGGCUGGCCGUGGUUCCGGAUUGCAAACGGCGGGUGGUGUUUCUACGCCCAAACGCACGCCAUUCACAAAUAUGACAUUUGCGCCUUUGGAAAGGCGGUUAGAUGUUGCCAUAUUCAGAGCUAUGUUUGCAAGCAGCACAAGACAGGCGCGACAGUUUGUUGUUCACGGUGCUGUUACUGUUAAUGGGAAAAAGAUGCACUUUCCAGGCUAUCUCCUGAACCCCGGCGAUCUCUUUCAAGUACAGCCGGAACGAGUCAUGUUCGCCACAGGCGCACCGAAGAAUAAGGCUGAGCGACGAGAAGGCCGUCUGGCUAAGAAAGCGGCCGCUGAAGCCAAGAAGAAAGACGACACCGAGAGUCCCGAAGAAGCUUCAAAGACAGAGGAAGGCGAGUCUGAAAAGGACAAAAAGCAAGAAGAGGUGGCAAACCCCAAGGAAACUCUACAGCGGCUCCUUGGACAAGCCAAGACCAUCAUGUCUCGUGAGAAGGAGGUGCUUCCUGCGAAAAAGAAGCAGGAGCUUCGUGGAUUCCAGAGAGCUGUUCGCGGCGUCCUGUCCAAGUCCGCUACCAGUACCAUUCUGGCCGACAGUCUCGAGUCACAAUUCUCCGAACUUCUCAGUCUUCUGAAGGCGAAACAAGCAGACAUUCGGCCCCGCAAGAGUAAUAGGAAGGAUUCUGGAAAACAGGAUACCGAGUCAGAAUCCGCAACAACCGAAACUUCCAGCAGCGUCCCCGUCAGCGAGGAAUUACAAGAUGCUUUCAGACAGGCGACCACCGCUAAAGAUCCGGAUUCAGUUAAUCUUUCCGAACUUUCCGAAAAUGAAGUCGAAAUCCUCAAGCAAGCCAUUCAGCAAAUGCGUGAUAACCCGAUUGACUCCAGCAAGCCGUACGCAACGCCCUGGCGGCCUCGCGAUUUCAUGGGCGCGUUCGCCUUUAUUCCUCGUUACCUUGAAGUCAACCAUAAGAUAUGUGCGGCUGUUUAUCUCCGACACCCCGUCGCGAGACCGGGCUAUUCUGAAGUUCCCAGCCCGUUUGGCGAGCCUAUUCAAACAGCCGCAUUUUCGUGGUACCUACGCAGGCGGUAA